AUGAAAAACAAAAUAUACAAUUCAUAUGCUAUCGGGGUUUCAAUAUCAACCUUUUGUUUAACAUGUGGAAUGGAAAUGCAAACUUACUUAACUGCUAAAAGUUCCAAGCUUUUUGCAGCAAUUUUCACAAAUCCAUCAAAGAUUGAGGAUACAAUACUAAGCACAAGUAACCCUCUAGGCGCAAUAUUCGGAAGUAUAAUAUGUGGUCAAAUAUGUCAUAAAUUUGGAUUCAUUCGAGGAUUUCAAGUAAUAUGUUUGCUUUGGAUAAUUGGAAUCAUAAUCGCGUUCUUCCUGUCUACAACAUGGUUAUUGAUUAUCGCAAGAGUAGUAAAAGGAGUUGCAAUUGGGUUUACUUAUGCCAGUGUUCCAAUCUAUAUUUAUGAAACUAUUCCACCGAAUAGCCGAGGAAGAGUCUUAUCAAUCGGUAUAUUCUGUGGUGCUUCAGGAAAUUUAAUCACAUUCUCAAUUUAUAAUCUCAUAGAAGAGUUUGUUAAGGAAAUUGCACCGAUUUGGACCAGGCUAUACUGGAGCUUUGGAGUUGUUCCGGUGGUUAUAUCCUUUGGAUUCACUUUUUUAAUUCCAGAAUCUCCUAAAUGGUUAGCGACAAAUUCCAAAUGGGAAACAGCAGCAGAUGUUUUACAAAGUAUUCAAUUGAAAAAUUCAUCAGGACUAGAAAGCAAAACUAAAGAUGAAAGGAUCAAACUCGGAGAUAAACAUUUUGUGAUCAAGGAGUAUACCUCAGGUGUAUGUGUCAAGAGUUGUUCACUCAAUCGAUUAUUUGGCAAGAAAUAUAUUAAAGAGUUGGUCACAGCAAUCCUAAUCCAAUUCUUCCUAGUAUUUACAUUUAUAACAAAAUUGCAGGAAUCAUUUGAUUGUAUUUGCAAUGCAUGUCAAUUGUUAACUGUUGAUACCAAGCUUGCUAAUUUAUUUGAUAUUUCAAUGAGAAUAUUGUUUGCAUGUUUCCCCAUUGUGGUGCUAGAUAUAUUAAGAAGAAAAGAUAUCCUUGUAUUUGCAGUUAUCAUAACUACAGGGAUUAUGAUAGGAUUUACUAUAUUAUUCUUAUUCUUUUCUUACAAGACUUCGGCUGCGAGGAUAAACUGGCAAUUGCAGCGAGUAUUCUUUGACCAAACAGCUUCAUUUUUGUUAGCGUUGACUGUGUUGGCAGAUGUGAUAUAUACUUCAAUAUUACUUCCAUCAUGUUGGUUACUUACAAUUGAGACCUUUUCAAGUUCCUCAAGAAUCCAAGGAUGGGUAGUUUCAACAUGUAUAUUUUGGAUACUUGAAACUAUAACAUCUCUUGUAUUUCCAUUUUUAUUACAAAUCUUGAAUGAAUGGUUAUUUCUUGUAAUAUCAAUUAUUUGCAUUGUUGGACUAGGGUUUUCAAUUAAAUUAGCAGAAACUAAAGGGAAGUCGGGGCUUGAUUCAGACUUUGUAUUGGAUUCCAAGUCAAUACUCCAACUUUCUCCAACCAAGAGCAUUCAAAAAGAAUUACCAAGAUUUGCACAACCUAUUGAAAAAGUGCAAGCCAAUCGGGCGAUAUCAACGUAUCGUCACAAUACUAUCAAUAGAUUUGGAAGUAAGAAUGCCAGUUUAGGAUCGAAAAGAGUGAAUGAAAUAGUGCAAAUCCAAGGGGAAUCUGAAAACAAAGAAAACCAAACAACCGGAGCAAGUUCUGAAGAGGAAGAGGGUACAAGUCAAUCUUAUUCUCCUGCUAGUUUAGAAUCUACAUAA
Molecule: messenger RNA, 1731 nt
Organism: Spathaspora passalidarum NRRL Y-27907
Lineage: Eukaryota; Fungi; Ascomycota; Pichiomycetes; Serinales; Debaryomycetaceae
Exons: 2
Coding region: 1-1731 (576 amino acids)
Biological process (GO): transmembrane transport
Cellular component (GO): membrane
Molecular function (GO): transmembrane transporter activity
Source: RefSeq, a predicted model, not a curated record